AUGGAGAGUAGUGGGGAGUUGUCAUCGGGCGCUAACAGGUUGGGGAAGAAACUGGAGGCCAGGGUACUCCCCAAUGGCCCUGUGGAGAGUGACUCUGGAGGCAACCCUGGAGAGCCAGUCACCCUGCACUGGGUCCUGGAUGGACGACCCCGGCGCACGGGCACCCUGGACGAGCCGGUCUCGAAGCUAGACAUGGGGCUGGUGGCCUUGGAGGCUGAAGGGCAGCGGCUCCUGCUCGAGCUGGAGAAGAACCACAGGCUGCUGGCCCCGGGAUACACAGAAACCCACUAUACCCCAGAUGGGCAGCCAGUGGUGCUGGUCCCCGACCACACGGACCACUGCCAUUACCAUGGACGUGUGAGGGGCUUCCCUGACUCCUGGGUAGUCUUCAGCACCUGCUCUGGGAUGAGGGGCCUGAUCACACUGGGCAGCAAUGCCAGUUAUUAUGUGCAUCCACGGUCAGCUGGAGACUCCGAGGACUUCAUCACUCACAAGAUGUUCCCAACCAGGCAGCUGUUCAGCUGGAAAGGGGCCUGCGGCCACAGGGAUGCCGGGAGCAAAGGGGACAAGGCCAGCCUUUCUCGUGCCACUCAGAUCAAGGAGAGGAGGGAGGUCCGCAGGAGCCCAAGGUUCUUGGAGCUGUACAUAGUGGCUGACCACACACUGUUCUUGACCCAGCACAGGAACUUGAACCACACCAAACAGCGACUCCUGGAGGUGGCCAACUACGUAGACCAGAUUCUCAGGACUCUGGAUAUUCAGGUGGCACUGACUGGCCUGGAAGUGUGGACAGAGCAAGACCGGAGCCAUAUCACGUCAGACGCCAAUGCGACGCUCUGGGCCUUCCUGCAGUGGCGCCGAGGGCUGUGGGCACGGUGGCCACACGACUCCACGCAGCUGCUCACGGGCCGCGCCUUCCAGGGCGCCACUGUGGGCCUGGCGCCCAUCGAGGGCAUGUGUCGCGCUGAGAGUUCAGGAGGCGUGAGCACGGAUCACUCAGAGCUUCCCAUUGGCGCAGCAGCCACCAUGGCCCACGAGAUAGGUCACAGCCUUGGCCUCAGCCACGACCCUGACGGCUGCUGCGUGGAGGCGGCGGCUGAGCAAGGCGGCUGCGUCAUGGCCGCGGCCACCGGGCACCCGUUCCCACGCGUAUUCAGCCCCUGCAGCCGGCGCCAGCUGCGCGCCUUCUUCCGCAAGGGGGGCGGUGCGUGUCUUUCCAACGCGCCGGACUCCAGGGUCCUCGUGCCUCGGGCGCGCUGCGGGAACGGCCUCGUGGAGGACGGCGAGGAGUGUGACUGCGGCCCCAGCCAGGAGUGCCCGGACGCCUGCUGCCUCGCCCACAACUGCUCGCUGCGUGCAGGAGCCCAGUGCACACGCGGGGACUGCUGCGCGCGCUGCCUGCUGAAGCCGGCUGGCGUGCUGUGCCGCCGAGCUGCUAGCGACUGUGACCUCCCAGAGUUCUGCACGGGCACCUCCCCCUACUGCCCCCCGGACACUUUCCUACUAGACGGCUCUUCCUGCGCCAGCGGCCGGGGCUACUGCCGGGAUGGCGCGUGUCCUACACUGGAGCAGCAGUGCCAGCAGCUCUGGGGGCCUGGCUCCAGCCCAGCCCCGGAGGCCUGUUUCCAGACUGUGAACUCAGCAGGAGACGCCCAUGGAAACUGUGGCCAGGACCGCAAGGGUGGCUUCGUGCCUUGUGCGCAGAGGGAUGCACAGUGUGGGAAGCUGCAGUGUCUGGGUGGGGAGCAGCGCCCACUGGCACCACACACGGUACCGGUGGACUCCACGGUUGGACUAGGCAGCAGCGAGGUGACCUGCAGGGGAGUCUUCCUGCUGCCUGGUGUCCAGCUAGACCUGCAUGACGUGGGCCUGGUAGAGCCAGGCACCCAGUGUGGCCCUAGAAUGGUGUGCCAGGACGGGAGCUGCCAAAACACUACCUUCUGGGAGCUGGAGCGAUGCCUGACAGCCUGCCAUGGCCAUGGAGUUUGCAACAGUAACCAUAACUGCCACUGUGCUCCGGGCUGGGCUCCGCCGUCCUGCAACAAGCCAGGGUUUGGUGGCAGUGUGGACAGCGGUCCUAUACAGCCUGAAAACCACAAGGCAUUCCUGCUGGUGGUGAUCCUUAGCUUUCUGCUGCCUCUGCUCCCCGGGGCCAGUCUGGCCUGGUGCUGCUACCGACAGCCGGGAUCCCGUCUCCAGCAAUGCCUCUGCGGCUCAAGGAGGGGUCCUGCAUGCACUGGGCCCAAAGAUGGCCCACACCAGGACCCUCCCCCUAGGAGCGUUCACAGCAUGGAGUCAGGCCCAGCAGCCACUGAAGAGCCCGGACUCUGGGGUGAGUGA
Molecule: messenger RNA, 2340 nt
Organism: Puma concolor (puma)
Lineage: Eukaryota; Metazoa; Chordata; Mammalia; Carnivora; Felidae
Source: RefSeq, a predicted model, not a curated record